CUGGAGACAGACACGUUUAACACCUCAAUUUACGAGUGAAGAGAACCAGUAAUUAACCACAGAUACAAGGUGAAAGGAAUUAUAUAAAAUAAUCCCAAAUCGCAAGGACUUGAGAAGACGUGUGAAGAUCGGCUAAAUACGAGAUUAAGCACUGAAUAUCCCCAAAGAUGAUACAGCUCCAAAUACUUGCUCCAUUCCGCUCGCUUAAAUACUCUUGGAAACUACUAUUUGGACUGACUGUUCCCUUUCUUCUUCUUCCAUUACCACUGGUCAUUGGGACUUCAGUGGCCAAGUGUGCCUAUGUGGUAUUAAUGAUGGCUGCAUUCUUCGUAGUUGAGCCUGUUCCUAUCUUCGUCACAGCUCUGUUUCCGGUUUUUCUAUUUCCGCUUUUUGGAAUCCUGAGUACAGCAGAGGUCUGUUACCCGUACAUGAAGGAUACCAUGAUGAUGUUUCUUGGAGGACUUAUUGUUGCCGCCGCUGUAGAAGAAUGCAACUUACACAAAAGAAUAGCCCUGAAAGUUCUCCUUCUUCUGGGAACAAGCACUAGAUGGUAAGUCUUCUCACAGCCUCUGUUAAACCUUGGAAGUUCUCCUUCUUCUGAAAACAAACACUAGAUGGCAAGUCCUCUCACAGUCACUGUAAAGUCUUGAAAGUCCCCCUUUUCCUGGAAACAAACACUAGAUGGUAGGUCCUCUCACAGUCAGUGUAAAGUCUUGAAAGUCCCCCUUUUCCUGGAAACAAACACUAGAUGGUAAAUAUUUUUACAGUCUCGAAAGUACUCUAUUAUUUUCUGGAAACAAACACUAGAUGGCAGGUCCUCUCACAGUCACUGUAAAGUCUUGAAAGUCCUCCUUCUCCUGGGAACAAACACUAUAUGGUAGGUCCUCUCAAUGUCACUGUAAAGUCUUGAAAGUCCCCCUUUUCCUGGAAACAAACACUAGAUGGUAAGUAUUUUCACAAUCUCGAAAGUCCUCUAUUAUUUUCUGGAAACAAACACUAGACGGUAGGUCCUCUCACAGUCCCUGUAAUGUCUUAGAAGUCCUCUUUCUCCUGGGAACAAACACUAUAUGGUAGGUCCUCUCAAUGUCUCUGAAAAGCUAUGAAAGUCCUACUUUUUCUGGAAACAAACCCUAGCUAGUAGGUCCUCUCACAUCCCCUGUAAUGUCUUAGAAGUCCUCCUUCUCCUGGGAACAAACCCUAGCUAGUAGGUCAUUCCAUAGUCUCUGUUAAGUGUUGUCUAAUAUUAUAAUAUCUUACGUCAAAUUUAAUGUUCUGCAUAUAACCUAAAGAAGAAGUUUAUACUGACUACCAUUUUCCUUUCUAAA
Limulus polyphemus (Atlantic horseshoe crab) is the source of this 1325-nucleotide messenger RNA. Its product is annotated as solute carrier family 13 member 2-like. Bases 168 to 554 code for a protein of 128 amino acids. The transcript has 3 exons. Gene Ontology annotation, cellular component: membrane. Gene Ontology annotation, biological process: monoatomic anion transmembrane transport; citrate transport. Lineage: Eukaryota; Metazoa; Arthropoda; Merostomata; Xiphosura; Limulidae. The record is from RefSeq and is a predicted model, not a curated record. Gene Ontology annotation, molecular function: citrate transmembrane transporter activity; succinate transmembrane transporter activity.